Orcinus orca (killer whale) is the source of this 882-nucleotide messenger RNA. Its product is annotated as SH3 domain-binding glutamic acid-rich-like protein 2. Lineage: Eukaryota; Metazoa; Chordata; Mammalia; Artiodactyla; Delphinidae. The transcript has a single exon. Bases 31 to 354 code for a protein of 107 amino acids. The record is from RefSeq and is a predicted model, not a curated record. Gene Ontology annotation, cellular component: cytoplasm.
GGAGACUGGAGCGCUGUGCCUGGCGAGAGGAUGGUCGUCCGCGUGUUCACCGCCUCCUCCUCGGGCUUCGUGACGAUAAAGAAGAAGCAGCAGGAUGUGGUUAGAUUUCUGGAAGCCAACAAGAUAAAGUCUGAGGAGGUGGACAUCACGAUGUCAGAAGAGCAGAGGCAGUGGAUGUACAAAAACAUCCCCCCGGAGAAGGAGCCUGUUCAGGGCAACCCUCUGCCACCUCAGAUAUUUAAUGGUGACCGAUACUGUGCAGACUAUGACAGUUUAUUUGAAUCCAAGGAAAGCAACACAGUCUUUUCAUUCUUAGGCCUGAAAUCACAGUUGGCAUCAAAGGAAGAACCUUAGCGAAGACAAGUGGAAGAGGACGGAGAUGCAUUUUGCAGCGCCCCUGGUACUCAGCACACACCUGCUUACAUAAUGCAUCAGUGUGACAGAAGCCACAUGCAUUAUCAGUAACUUUGCUUGCCAUGGAAAAGGUGUUUGGGGAAGACAUGGGUCUGAUGGGAUUGCAUGAGUGCUUUAAACCAAAUCAGGACCAUGGUGGGUUUUUUUCUUGUUUUCAGAAUUGCCUGCAGUUGCCUCACUCACCCGGAGGUAGUCACCUGUUACAGGUGUGCUUCCUGAAUAACUGAGUGAUAAGCAGGUGGCACCAUCAGAGAGAAAGUACUGGAUCUGCCCUGGGUUGUAGUUGAUGCCAGGAUUGCUGAGACCUGCUUCUCUUCAGGCUGCCAAGGUGGUAUCCUUGAAAUUAGUCUGCCAGGCUAUUAGAAUAUUUUGAUCAGAAAGAAAAAAAGCAAUGUUGGUUGACAAAGGGCUAAAGAUCUUUGCUGCAGAUUCACGAACAUCACUAUUCCAGUGCUUGUCAUAACUGAA